This is a messenger RNA of Gilbertella persicaria, 357 nucleotides long. Its product is annotated as HRDC-like protein. The transcript has 4 exons. Gene Ontology annotation, molecular function: translation initiation factor binding; nucleotide binding. The record is from RefSeq and is a predicted model, not a curated record. Gene Ontology annotation, cellular component: P-body; RNA polymerase II, core complex. Gene Ontology annotation, biological process: transcription initiation at RNA polymerase II promoter; mRNA export from nucleus in response to heat stress; positive regulation of translational initiation. Lineage: Eukaryota; Fungi; Mucoromycota; Mucoromycetes; Mucorales; Choanephoraceae. The coding region runs from base 1 to 357 and encodes 118 amino acids.
AUGGCAUCUAAAAAGAGACAUAUGAUCCGUGGUGGAACAGAACAAGAAGAUGCCUCCAUCUUGAAACUUGGUGAUGAAUUUGAAAACGCUCAAUGUCUCUACAUUUCUGAAGUGCGUAUCAUUCUUGAAGCUCAACAAGACUCAAAAGAUAACGGUACAGACAACAGAGCUACAACAAGUGUCAUGUCAAAGACUUUAGAUUAUGUUCGCGCUUUUAGUCGAUUCAGCAAUAUUGAAUCUGUUCGUGAAGUUAGACAGGUUUUGGGCAAAGAAAAUUUAUCCCAAUUUGAAGUGGCCCAAAUUGCCAAUUUGUGUUGUGAAGAUGCUGAAGAAGCCAAGGCACUUAUUCCUAGGUAA